Messenger RNA from Condylura cristata (star-nosed mole), 3930 nucleotides. RefSeq names its product calsyntenin 3 (gene CLSTN3). The record is from RefSeq and is a predicted model, not a curated record. Gene Ontology annotation, cellular component: postsynaptic membrane; cell surface. The transcript has 18 exons. Lineage: Eukaryota; Metazoa; Chordata; Mammalia; Eulipotyphla; Talpidae. The coding region runs from base 289 to 3162 and encodes 957 amino acids. Gene Ontology annotation, molecular function: amyloid-beta binding; X11-like protein binding; calcium ion binding. Gene Ontology annotation, biological process: positive regulation of synaptic transmission; positive regulation of synapse assembly; homophilic cell-cell adhesion.
AUCCUGCAGUAGCGGGGAUGGGGUGGGAAUGAGCGAGUGAGGACGCGGGGCUGGGAGCCGACAGAAGCCGCCGCAAGUCCCCCGCUUCGGCCACCGGGGUUGGGGUCUGCUCAGGUCGCCGAAUGGACUAGUGUGGGCCGUGGGCUCCUCUCUGUCUCCGGCUGCCCCCAGCUCAUUUCCCUCCCCUGCCGGGAGAGCCCCUGCAUUCCUCCCCCAAAGGUGGCAUCAGCCGGCUGGAGGCUCCCAGGGGAGAGUCUAAGCCUGGCCCGGCCCUGCCCACCCCACACCAUGACUCUCCUGCUGCUGCCCCUCUUGCUGGCCUCCCUGCUCCCCUCUAGCUCCUGCAACAAAGCCAACAAACACAAGCCAUGGAUAGAGGCGGAAUACCAGGGCAUCGUCAUGGAGAAUGACAACACUGUCCUGCUGAACCCCCCACUGUUUGCCUUGGACAAAGAUGCACCCCUACGCUACGCAGGUGAGAUCUGUGGCUUCCGGCUCCAUGGAUCUGGGGUGCCCUUCGAGGCGGUGAUCCUGGACAAGGCAACGGGAGAAGGGCUGAUCCGGGCCAAGGAGCCUGUGGACUGCGAAGCCCAGAAGGAGCACACCUUCACCAUCCAGGCCUACGACUGUGGAGAGGGCCCCGACGGUGUCAACACCAAGAAGUCCCACAAGGCCACCGUGCAUGUGCGGGUCAACGACGUGAAUGAGUUUGCCCCCGUAUUUGUGGAGCGGCAGUACCGCGCCGCGGUGACAGAGGGGAAGCUGUAUGAUCGCAUCCUGCGGGUGGAAGCCAUUGACGGUGACUGCUCGCCCCAGUACAGCCAGAUCUGCUACUAUGAGAUCCUGACGCCCAACACCCCCUUCCUCAUCGACAACGAUGGGAACAUUGAGAACACGGAGAAGCUGCAGUACAGUGGCGAGAGGCUCUACAAGUUCACGGUGACGGCUUAUGACUGCGGAAAGAAGCGCGCAGCUGACGACGCCGAGGUGGAGAUCCAGGUGAAGCCCACCUGCAAACCCAGCUGGCAAGGCUGGAACAAAAGGAUUGAAUAUGCACCUGGUGCUGGGAGCUUGGCUUUGUUCCCUGGUAUCCGCCUGGAGACCUGUGAUGAGCCUCUGUGGAACAUUCAGGCGACCAUAGAGCUGCAGACCAGCCACGUGGCCAAGGGCUGUGACCGUGACAACUACUCAGAGCGGGCAUUGCGGAAGCUCUGCGGCGCAGCCACAGGAGAGAUAGAUCUGCUGCCCAUGCCCGGCCCUAAUGCCAACUGGACAGCGGGACUCUCUGUGCACUACAGCCAGGACAGCAGCCUCAUCUACUGGUUCAAUGGCACCCAAGCUGUGCAGGUGCCCUUGGGCGGCACAGCCGGGCUGGGCUCGGGGCCCCAGGACAGCCUCAGUGACCAUUUUACCCUGUCCUUCUGGAUGAAGCAUGGUGUGACGCCCAACAAGGGCAAGAAGGAAGAGGAAACCAUUGUGUGUAACACUGUCCAGAACGAGGAUGGCUUCUCCCACUACUCGCUGACUGUCCACGGCUGCAGAAUUGCCUUCCUCUACUGGCCCCUGCUGGAGAGCGCCCGCCCAGUCAAGUUCCUUUGGAAGCUGGAGCAGGUCUGUGAUGACGAGUGGCACCACUAUGCUUUGAACCUGGAGUUCCCCACGGUCACGCUCUACGCUGACGGCAUUUCCUUUGACCCUGCCCUCAUCCAUGACAAUGGUCUCAUCCACCCACCCCGAAGGGAACCUGCUCUCAUGAUUGGGGCCUGCUGGGCUGAAGAGAAGAACAAAGAGAAGGAGAAGGGAGGAGACAACAGCACUGACACCUCACAAGGAGAUCCCUUGCCGAUCCACCACUACUUCCAUGGCUACCUGGCUGGUUUCAGCGUGCGCUCAGGCCGCCUGGAGAGCCGCGAGGUCAUCGAGUGCCUCUAUGCAUGUCGGGAGGGGCUGGACUAUAGGGAUUUCGAGAGCCUGGGCAAAGGCAUGAAGGUCCACGUGAACCCCUCGCAGUCCCUGCUCACCCUGGAGGGGGAUGAUGUGGAGACCUUCAACCAUGCCCUGCAGCAUGUGGCUUACAUGAACACCCUGCGCUUUGCCACGCCUGGCGUCAGACCCCUGCGCCUCACCACUGCCGUCAAGUGCUUCAGCGAAGAAUCCUGUGUCUCCAUCCCUGAAGUGGAGGGCUACGUGGUGGUUCUUCAGCCGGAUGCACCCCAGAUCCUGCUGAGUGGCACUGCUCAUUUUGCCCGUCCAGCUGUGGACUUCGAGGGGCCUGAGGGGGUUCCUUUGUUCCCUGAUCUUCAAAUCACUUGCUCCAUUUCUCACCAGGUGGAGGCCAAAAAGGAUGAGAGUUGGCAGGGUACAGUGACAGACACACGCAUGUCGGACGAGAUCGUGCACAACCUGGACGGCUGCGAGAUCUCUCUGGUGGGGGAUGACCUGGACCCCGAGCGGGAAAGUCUGCUGCUGGACACGGCGUCCUUGCAGCAGCGAGGGCUGGAGCUCACCAACACGUCCGCCUACCUCACCAUUGCUGGGGUGGAGAGCAUCACGGUGUACGAGGAGAUCCUGCGGCAGGCUCGUUAUAGGCUGCGACACGGAGCUGCCAUCUAUGCCCGGAAAUUCCGACUUUCCUGCUCAGAAAUGAACGGCCGUUACUCCAGCAAUGAAUUCAUCGUGGAGGUCAGCGUCCUGCACAGCAUGAACCGGGUGGCCCACCCCAGCCACGUGCUCAACUCCCAGCAGUUCCUGCACCGUGCCCACCAGCCGCCCCCCGAGAUGGCAGGACACAGCCUGGCCAGCUCCCACCGGAACUCCAUGGUCCCCAGCGCGGCGACUCUCAUCAUCGUGGUGUGUGUGGGCUUCCUGGUGCUCAUGGUCAUCCUGGGCCUGGUGCGCAUCCACUCCCUUCACCGCCGCGUGGCGGGGGCCGGCGGGCCCCCAGGGGUGUCCAGCGACCCCAAGGACCCUGACCUCUUCUGGGAUGACUCCGCUCUCACCAUUAUUGUGAACCCCAUGGAGUCCUACCAGAAUCGGCAGGCUGGUGCGUCGGGGGUCACCGGGGGCCAGCAAGAGGAUGAAGACAGCAGUGACUCCGAGGCUGCCGACUCGCCCAGCAGUGACGAGAGACGCAUCAUCGAGACCCCCCCACACCGCUAUUAAGGCCUAGGCCCCUCCUCAGACAGAGGGCAAAUUCUGCCCUGCUGGGACAGAGACACCCCCAGAGAGAAAGAGAAGGACAUUCUGAGAGAAGAGAGACCAAGGUGGAGAGAGCUCUUCAGAGUUAUCCUUUCACCUGAAAUCCCAGAGGGCCCCCACUCGUCCCCCACCCCCACCCCCACCCCCACUCUCCCCUCACCAGCGCCCCCACCCCGGGCCUCCGUGCCUGCCGGCCUUUACUCCCCUGUGUGGAAGAUUCUGGCUGCCUCUUCUGCCCACAAUGUCGGCUGCCCCUGUCACUCACCAUGUCUCUCUCUUCCCCCACCAGCCCUGAGCUGUGUUGUGGGCGGAGUUGUCAGUAGCCAGGGCAGCCCCCUGGAUGGCAGCGAAGGAAGCCCUCCUCUCCCCUUCCUGCCCCCUGCCCCUCUGGGCCUCUGUCCCACCUACUCCUGACAAUCCGCCGCCACCUCUGUUUCCAUCUCACUCUGGGUAUCCCUGCUUCCUCACCGUCCCCACUUUCUUCCCUUUUGUCCUCUGUCCCUUCUAACCCUUAUCUGGGGUCCUGUAGCCCUUGCCCCUUCCUACAUGCCCUGGAGGUGGCUAGGUUGUGGGGAUGGGCGCAGGAGUGGGUAUUAUAUAUAAUGUAUAUUUUUUCAUGUUGUCGUGAGCGCAGCCCCUGUGUUCUGUGUGCAGCUCACAGCCUUGUGUGUGCGUGUGGCAUUGUCAUGUCCGGGGGUGGGGGUGGGGAUGGGUGUGGUGAGGGGGGGACAC